Molecule: messenger RNA, 2779 nt
Organism: Entelurus aequoreus (snake pipefish)
Lineage: Eukaryota; Metazoa; Chordata; Actinopteri; Syngnathiformes; Syngnathidae
Gene: vti1b
Product: vesicle transport through interaction with t-SNAREs 1B
Exons: 6
Coding region: 383-1054 (223 amino acids)
Biological process (GO): intra-Golgi vesicle-mediated transport; vesicle fusion with Golgi apparatus; Golgi to vacuole transport
Cellular component (GO): SNARE complex; endoplasmic reticulum membrane; Golgi apparatus
Molecular function (GO): SNARE binding; SNAP receptor activity
Source: RefSeq, a predicted model, not a curated record
CAUUGUACACAUGGGAAAGAGGUAACAUUAUACUUGUUUUAUUUGACAUUAAAGUAUUUCACUCGAUUUUUGGUAUGGCGCUUCUAAGGGACAACUUUAAUCACGUGGGCCGUCAUGCGGAAGUGAUUCAAUGGUUGUCUCCUUCGUCGAGAUCUAUGUGCUUGUUUACGAAAGCAAAUAUCUAAGAUAGUCACAACUAUCGGUGGCACUUAGUUGUCCUAAAUCCAUACAUUGUAUACUGCUUGUCCCUUUUGGGGUGGGUGCUGGAGUCUAUCUCAGCUGCAUUCGGGCGAAAGGCGGGGUACACCCUGGACAAGUCGCCAUCUCAAAUCUUCCAACAACAACAAAAAGUGAGCAGACGUCGAGUCACAAAGCAACUAAGAUGUCGUCGGAGGAAUUUGAGAAGUUGCACGAAAUGUUCAAGUCAUUGUAUGAGGAGUUGAAGCUAAUGCCGGACAGGCUGCUAAGAAGCCAUGCAGAGGAGAAGAAGAGCAUGCUGAGGGCUUUCGACGAGAGGAAGGGCGAGGCUGAGGAAAUUCUACAAGGAAUGGAAGAAGAGCUGCAGGAUGCGCCGCAGUCGUUCAAAAAUCCGAUGAGGACAAAGCUGCGCUUGUACCAACGGGACCUGGCCAAGCUGCAGAGGGACAUGAAAAACUCUAACCCGGGUUCUGCGCAGUCAGAUGGAAGUCACUUUGGCGUAUAUUCAUCACAAAACCAACAAAGUACGAACUUACAGUCGCAGAGGGCCUUGCUCCUGCAGGGCACCGAGUCUCUGAACAACGCCAGCCAGAGCAUCGAGCGAAGUCAGCGCCUCGCCGCCGAGACGGAGCACGUCGGCACGGACAUCAUCGAGGAGCUGGGAGAACAACGGGAACAACUGAACCGCAGCAGGAACAGAUUGGUGAAUACAGGAGAGAACCUCAGUCGGUCGCGGAAGAUCCUUCGUUCUAUGUCUCGGCGGCUCAUGACAAACAAGCUCCUGCUGGGUGUCAUCAUCCUGAUGGAACUCGCCGUCCUGGGCGCUGUCGUUUACCUCAAAUUCUUCCGACGAUGAGAACAGUAGUCCCCGGACCAGGUUCCAGGUCAAAUCUUCCCCUGACUUGACGCUGAAAUUCCUCAUGGACCGAGCCACCAGAGGCCAAUGAAAACAUUUAUGACAGACUAAGUCCCUCGGACCACCGAAUGUUUUUUCAAGUGACACUGGAUGCACAAACUGGAAGCCUGCAUGAUGACCUCUGAUUGGCUCAGCAGCUUCGAUGAGGUAAUCGCCAACUUGCUGAUUGAUACUUGUUAUGCUUACUCAGUUGAAGCACACUUAAUUAUGAUUUCUAUUUCUCAGCUGUGAUAACACAAGCCACUAUUUGUCUUACUAAAUGUUGAGUAGGCACUGCAAUGAAAUGCAUGCUUGCUUCUUUUGCUUGUUUAUACAGACUAAAACUACAGUAUUUUUCAGAGUAUAAGUCGCUCCGGCCGAAAAUGCAUAAUAAAGAAGGAGAAAAAACAUAUAUAACUCGCACUGGAGUAUAAGUCGCAUUUUUGGGGGAAAUGUAUUUGAUAAACCCCAACACCAAGAAUAGACAUUUGAAAGGCAAUUUAAAAUAAAUAAAGAAUAGUGAACAACAGGCUGAAUAAGUGUACGUUAUAUGAGGCAUAAAUAACCAACUGAGAACGUGCCUGGUAUGUUAACGAAACAUAUUAUGGUAAGAGUCAUUCAAAUAACUAUAACAUAUAGAACAUGCUAUACGUUUACCAAUCUGUCACUCCUAAUCGCUAAAUCCCAUGAAAUCUUAUACGUCUAGUCUCUUACGUGAAUGAGCUAAAUAAUAUUAUUUGAUAUUUCACGGUAAUGUGUUAAUAAUUUCACACAUAAGUCGCUCCUGAGUAUAAGUCGCACCCCUAUGAAAAAAACUGCGACUUAUAGUCCGAAAAAUACGGUACCUACUUUUUUUUAAACCAGCCUUCUCAUCGCGGCGGUACCUCGACUUAAGAGUGCUUUGAGAUAAGAGAAGUCUUUUGGCUAAUUAUAAUGGUUUAAGUUGCAAGCAAAAACUUAAGAAGCAAGGCUCUCUGCUAUUAGUUGGCGUAGCAAAUGCAAUACUCAAAACACUAUAAUAGUGUUUUACUCACUAGCAAUAGCUUACAGCUAGAGAUGGACAUCACUUUGUUUCUCCAACCAUGACAAAGUGACUGUACGUUGAUUUGAGAAGCAAAUGUUUUUAGUUAAAAGCUUCUUUACAGAACCAAUUUAUGCUUGUAAGUUGUUUUACACAUCCUUAUAUCAUCACCGAGCACACGUAUUUCCCUGUUGGAGCCAAUGAUUCAUGACGGCAAAGGAAGUCGUUUCCCCUUACGUUGAAUGAGCCAUUCCUUUAAUCAAUCCGAUAAUCAUCAAUGAUGUUUGCAGAAAUAAUAAAGUUUCCUCAGAGUACCCGCCGCCUCUUGUUGAUCAAUGUCCAACAGAAACACCUCACCUGCUACUGAAAAUGGAUUAGAGAUGGUUUCAUCUUUGUCGGAUUUUCGCUAAAAUUUGCAAAACUACACCUCAUAUACAGUACAGGCCAAAAGUUUGGACACAUUCUCAUUAAAUGUGACUAUUUAGAUUGUCACUGAAGGCAUCAAAACUAUGAAUGAACACGUGGAGUUAAGGUCAAAUAACUGAAAACAUGUUUUAUAUUGUAGUUUCUUCAAAAUAGCCACCCUUUGCUUUGAUUACUGCUUUGCACACUCUUGGUGAGCUUCAAGCACACCGGUGAAGUGAAAACCAUAUCAGGCGACUACC